Messenger RNA from Ochotona princeps (American pika), 985 nucleotides. Its product is annotated as olfactory receptor 10G6. The transcript has a single exon. NCBI's taxonomy places the organism in Eukaryota, Metazoa, Chordata, Mammalia, Lagomorpha, Ochotonidae. Gene Ontology annotation, biological process: G protein-coupled receptor signaling pathway. Gene Ontology annotation, cellular component: membrane. Bases 42 to 977 code for a protein of 311 amino acids. The record is from RefSeq and is a predicted model, not a curated record. Gene Ontology annotation, molecular function: olfactory receptor activity; G protein-coupled receptor activity.
UCCUUCUACUCCUUCUUUUGGCAGAUGUGAACAACGAAGAAAUGCAAAGUGGCAAUCAGACUUCUGUGUCUCACUUCAUUUUGGUGGGUCUGCACCACCCACCACAUCUAGGGGUACCACUCUUCCUAGCUUUCCUUGUCAUCUACUUGCUUACUGUCUCCGGCAAUGGGUUGAUCAUCCUCACUGUGUUGCUGGACAUCCGACUCCACCGCCCCAUGUACUGGUUUCUAUGUCAUCUCUCCUUCUUGGACAUGACGAUUUCCUGUGCUAUUGUUCCCAAGAUGCUGGCUGGCUUUCUCUUUGAUAGCAGGGUUAUCUCCUUUGGAGGCUGUGUAAUUCAGCUUUUUUCUUUCCAUUUCCUAGGCUGCACUGAAUGUUUUCUUUACACGCUCAUGGCGUACGAUCGCUUCUUAGCCAUUUGUAAGCCUUUGCAUUAUGCUACCAUCAUGACCCGCAGUAUGUGUAACUUCUUGGCUCUGGGCACCUGGUUUGGAGGGACCAUCCACUCACUGUUCCAAACAAGUUUCAUAUUCCGUCUGCCCUUCUGUGGCCCAAACCAUGUUGACUACUUCUUCUGUGAUAUCCCUGCCAUGCUGCGACUAGCCUGUGCUGACACCACCAUUAAUGAGCUGGUCACCUUUGUAGAUAUUGGCUUCCUGGCACUCACCUGCUUUAUGCUCAUCCUCACUUCCUAUGGUUACAUUGUGGCUGCCAUCCUGCGAAUCAAGUCCGCAGAAGGACGCCGCAAUGCCUUCUCUACCUGUGCUGCCCACCUCACUGUUGUCAUUGUUUACUAUGUGCCAUGCACCUUCAUUUACCUGCGCCCUGGCUCACAGGAGCCACUGGAUGGGGUGGUAGCUGUUUUCUACACUGUCAUCACUCCCUUGCUUAACCCCAUCAUCUACACACUUCGCAACAAAGAGAUGAAGGCAGCAUUACGGCGGUUGGGAGGCUUCAAGGAAGUGCAGCCUCAAUGACUCCAUGC